AUUUAUUUUUGAGAGGGAUAUAUAUAUUUUGAGAAUAUAUAUGUUUAUAUAUUUUGAGAGGGAGAGAACGAGCACGGGAGGGCAGAGAGAGAGGGAGAUUCAGAAUCUGAAGCCGACUCCAGGGUCUGAGCUGUCAGCAAGGAGCCGGACGACGGACCAAACUCACAAACCCCGGUAUCAUGACUUGAGCCGAAGUCGGCUGCUCAACCAACUGAGCCACCCAGGGACCCCUAUCAGGCUUUGUCUUUUUUUUUUUUUUCCCCCCCUUCACGCUUUGUCUUUAAAGCCCGGUGCCGGGGUCGCCUCCUGGGACCUCAGCAAUUUCCGCUUCUGCCCGUCCCGCGUUAAGUCUAGUCCGCCGCGUGGGCGAGUGUCUAGAGCCCAGGACCCCGAGCGCAGGACGCCCGGCCGGGCGAUCGCACACUUCACUCCCCGGGAUCCACGGAAGCUGGGGAGCGCCUGCGGGACUCCAUUUCCCAGCGCGCCGCGCGGGGAUGCCUAGACGUUGCCGCGGAUAUCAAGCAGGGCUCCGCCCGCGCGGGACGGGAACUGCGCUUCCCAGAAGCCGCCGCGCGUGCGUCCGCAGCGUGCACUGGGCCUAUGAGGACUUUCGGGGGCUGGACUUCCGGCGUCCCGGACUGUCACUUUGCUACCGGGCGUUGGGCCACACCGGUAUUGGUGAACUGGAGCGCCGCGAGCCCCCAGGCGGGUUUCUUAGAAGGUUUGGAGACCCGAGGCGAGGGCUGGGAGGAAGACCCGAGCGGUGGACCGUCUCGCGCACGCCCUGAUUGCGGGCGACGGUCGCGCCCCGAGCCCAGGCUUCUCCGUGAGGAGCCUGGGCCGCUCCGCGGGGCUGUGGGGCGGCGCCCCGAGUCACGUGCUGUCCGACCCCGGGACGGCGGGGGAGGCGGCGCCCUGAGCGACCCUGCCUUAGACGGCCCGGGAGGCUGAGACCAGGAGCCGGCGAGCCCGUGUUGUCCGUCUCUUUCUGCGAGUCCCCAAGUACAGGUUCUGAUGGCGACCGCGGCGCUGACAGACCGGGCCCAGGGCCUGAUGGCCUUUGAGGAUGUGGCCGUGUACUUCUCCCAGGAGGAGUGGGAGCUCCUGGACGCAGCCCACGUGAUGUUAGAGAACUUCGCGCUUGUGUCCUCGCUGGGACUCUCUGCCUCACGACCCCGGGUGGUCCUGCAGCUUGAGCGUGGCGAGGAGCCCUGGGUUCUCAGUGGGACAGUUGUGACACCAGCCAGGAAUGCUCAGAGAAAGCCCAGCCCUGGUUUUUCUUGAAGAAGCAGCAUUGCCAGUGACAUUCUAGAAUGGCUCCCCUCCAGCACCUACCUUCACAGGUACCUGUGACGUGGGAAAAGCUCAGUGGGUUGGCAGGGCACCUCCCUCUCUCAGGAGAAAAAGACCACAGGGGUGUCUGUAUUUUGGGGGAUAGACUUCUCCUAAUCCAGAGCUCUGGUGAGGCUACUGUUAACCUGUAGCUGACCUCAUCACUUAGGACUCCACAGUAUGGCCAACCCAGGGAUUUGGCCAUCAUAGAAGCCCUCUCGCCAGGCCAGCACCCGAGGGCAUCUAAUAGGUAGAAGCCAUACUCAUAGGAGGCCAGUAGCAGAGUCCUCCCAUGCAUCCCAGACCUCGAAGUUAAUUGUGCUAGGUAGGGAGGAAAAGCAGGGGUGGAUUGUGAGAAGCCUCAUGGGCUCCCUACUAGCCAAGAGCCCCCUACCUGGGAUCAGCUGGGCAAGGCCCUCCACACAGGCCCCAGCUUCCUCUCCGGGGAGAAGCCCUUCGAAUGCAGGGCGUGCACCAAAGUGUUUCUGAAGAGCUCCGACCUGCUCAAGCACCUGCGCACCCACACUGGAGAGCGGCCAUACGAAUGCUCUCAGUGUGGCAAGGCCUUCAGCCAGACAUCACACCUGACGCAGCACCAGCGCAUCCACAGCGGUGAGACACCCUAUGCGUGCCCGGCCUGUGGCAAGGCCUUCAGGCAUAGCUCCUCGCUGGUGCGGCACCAGCGCAUACACACCGCUGAGAAGUCCUUCCGCUGCAGCGAGUGCGGCAAGGCCUUCAGCCACGGCUCCAACCUCAGCCAGCACCGCAAGAUCCACGCAGGCGGGCGGCCCUACGCAUGUGCUCAGUGUGGCCGCCGUUUCUGCCGCAACUCGCACCUGAUCCAGCACGAGCGCACGCACACGGGUGAGAAGCCUUACACCUGUGCCCUUUGUGGUGCCGCCUUCAGCCAGGGUUCCUCCCUCUUCAAGCACCAGCGCGUGCACACGGGUGAGAAGCCCUUCGCCUGCACACAGUGUGGCCGCGCCUUCAGCCACAGCUCUAACCUCACGCAGCACCAGCUGCUGCACACUGGGGAGCGGCCCUUCCGCUGCGGGGACUGUGGCAAGGCUUUCGCCAAGGGCGCAGUGUUGCUCAGCCACCGACGCAUCCACACGGGCGAGAAGCCCUUUGUGUGCGCACACUGUGGCCGUGCCUUCCGCGAGCGCCCGGCCCUGUUCCACCACCAGAGGAUCCACACGGGAGAGAAGCCCGUGCGGCGACCUCGGCGUGGGGCGGGCCUGUGCCCCCAGGCCAGGCCUUCUUCAGGAGCACCGUCAGAGGGCACGCUGGGCAGAGUAGCCGGGCCCACUCCCACCUCGGGCCCACCGGCAGUUUCGAAGCCUGCUGACGCCUGAGCUCACAGCUGCAGCCUCCCCCAGGCUGUGGGAAAAUGCCCUUGUGCCCUGUGCAUUCUGGAGAAGCCCUGUGCGUGCCCUGUGGUGCCGUCUGCACAUGGUGACGAUAUUUGCCAUUUCAGCACCAGCUCACUCCAACUCUAAGAGAUCUGACUACAGAAAGAUCAGGGGCAUGGACGUCGAGGCUGGGACUUUGGUGGGCAGAGACUGGGCAAUCAGAGUGCCGCUUCAUGCCUGUUAUGACUGUGAGCACUCAGGUGAGGAGGGGAAUGCUGGAAUGUUGGGGAGGCAGUCCUAGAAAUUUCUGACGCCCGCGCACAUACUGGCCAACAGGCUGGCCCUCAGGAUAUUCUCUCAAGACCUCAGUUCAUCAGAGGCUUCUGGGAGCAGGCCCAGUGGAUAGGAAGUCAGGUUGGGGUCUGGUGUUGGCCUUGGGCUCUGAGCCUCAGUUUCCACCUCUGGGGAAAAGAAAGGAAGAGAGAGGGAGAGAGAGUCAGGCUACAGAGGGUAUUUGCAGCACCGUGACAAGCAGGAUCUCGAUAAGGGCCAACAUGUGCCAACUGCCAGCCCUGUGAGAUGGCUACUAUGGCUGGUAUCCCCACUUCUCAGUUGAGGAAACUGAGGCAGAGAGUGGGAGUGUGCUGCUGCACAGAGCAGAGCCCAGGACUUAAAUCCAGGUCACAGGCCCAGCUCAUCUCUCUGCCCCCAUGCUCUGGCACUCGUGCUCUAGUCUGCCAGUGUGAAGGCUGGGCGAUGCCAGGCCUGGCUUCCUGCACAUGGCAGUCCCACAGGACGUGGAGGAAGUAGAGGUGGAGGUCCCUGGGGUGGGAGGAGGGAGACAAACAUCAAUGUGUUCGUUCAGGUUUCACCCAAGCCUCAGCCCUGGCCAUGCCCUGUUGUUGCCAAAGUCACCAUUACAGGGGUGUUUAUAUCCCCACUGCCCUGGUGACAGGUGACCACGAUAACAGGUUGGAGGAGACCAGAUGGGACUACGUGUUUCUGCAGGGUCAGUGGGCAGGUGCCCACCUGUUCUCUUCCCUCAGUUGGAAAGAGGAUUUGCUGUUACCUAAGGCCACGUGUGUGUGAUGCCCUCCCAUCAUGGGACACCUCCACGUGGCUGGGACACGUGGUGGACUGGGGCCCAGGUUUCUCCCUGUGGCCCUCAGCAGAGCAGGCCCUGUCUUGACCUCAGGCUUCACCCCUAGGGAUGUUAGUGGUCUCUUUUCUUGGGAACAAAAAAGAAAAGACCAAAAAUUAUAAGUUGGAGUGGAUGUACAUUGUGUAAAUCCCUGCACAGCACUGUGGAAAUCCACAACCUCAGUCUCUCCUCCAAGCCUCUAGUCAUGGUUCAGAAGGGUUUAACAAUAUCAUCUUUUUUUUUUUUUUUUUAAGUUUAUUUAUUUAGGUGAUCUCUACACCCAACAUGGGGCUUUAAGUCACCACCCCAAGAUCACGAGCCAGCCAGGUGCACCUAACAACACAAUUUAAGUAUGAUCAUCACAGAACUUUGAAGCUUUGGCUUCAAUUCAUGUCCUUUUGAGAGUCCAAAGGGUAGAGAUGAAAUUUGCCUAUUUCCCAGUGAGGUGCUAGGACGUAUCUUCUUGGCAACCAGAGGUGUGUGUGAGGGGGAGUGUUCUAGGAGACUUGGGCAAGGUGGACAUCGUGAGGCUACCCCAAGUCUCAGCUCUACCAGGAGAGGAGUCUAUGGAUCCAGGCUUGAGAAUCUGAGGCAUGGUGGUUCUGUAGUCCCAUCACCUGCAAGGUCUGGCAGCCAUCUGCCACACAGAGUGAGCACAGACAUGACAUUUCCCUCACUCCCCACCUGCCAACAGUUUCAGACCCAUCUUCCACUUCUGGAGCCUCACAAGUCCUACAAGGAGGGGAGAUACGGUGGCAGGGAGAGCUGUCUUGCAGCAUCUGGCUCUCCGAGAUCCUUGGAGUGCAAGUCCACUGAAGGAAGCCUCCUGGUACCCUGUAGGCUUCUGAGGAACUGCCCACCUCUGCUGUACUCAUCCUCUCUUCUCUAGUGCACACUCUGGUCUUAUCCCCUCCACACCUUCCCCCAGAUUCACCACCACGAGGGAGCCUUGAUUAGGUCACAGACUCAGUCUGCACAGCUGUGAAAUGCAGACACAUCCCCCACUCUAACUGAUAGAGAGCUUUCUGGGGAAAGGAGCAAAGGCAUGUGUCAAACACCUAGUGGGUAUUCAGCAAGUCAUAUACAAUCUUUUCUGCAUCUUUUUUUUUUUAAGAUUAAAAAAAAAAAAAGGUUUACUUUUGAAGAGAGGGAGACAGGAUUGGAAGCUGGCUCUGUGCUGACAGCAUUGAACCCGAUGCAGGGCUUUAAGUCACAAAUCAUGAGUUCAUGACCUGAGCCGAAGUCAAACACUCAACCACCUGAGCAAUGUAGGUAGCCCCAAGCUUUUCUGCAUCUUGAACUGAAGUUCCUGGAGCUGUUUCCAACCUAAUCCCUCCUGAUCCCUUGAGCUCAGCCUGUUCCCUGCCCAUCUCCCCACUAGUCUCCUUCCCACCUGUGUGGUUGGCUCCUGCUAUCACUCAUUUACUCCACCCUCCUCAAAUCCACGCCUCCCAAUGCCCAGGUCUGGUCAGUGGCUCCCAUCUGGAUCCUAUGGAAACAACUAUGAUCACCUGCCUUCCCCCAUGUCUUGGCCCUCACAUUGCCCUCUUCCAAACUAAUGUGUUCAUGUUGGGCCCUAUGCUGCCAGGCUGACCCCUCUGCUCUUAACCUAGAGCUGGCUGUGGCUUCCCUGGCUUUCUGGUGCAAGAUGGAUAGAACAAACACAUCUUACUUGGUUCAGAAACCCAAUGAAUCCACAGGGAGGAGAGUCUUCAGAACAUAAACCUACAAAUAGGAGGAUGGAGUAAGAGGUGUCAGGAAAUGGCAUUCUGAAGCUAGAAUCAGAUGGGCAUGGGUGAGCUUUCACUGAUUUAGUGAAAGCCACAUACAAAGUUGGCACUGGGGGAAGUGGAGGGUGGUCCCUUCAGGCUUAUGCUGCAGAACUCCAGAGGACUUGAAGACAGCAGCUCAAGCCCUGAGCCCACUUGGACUAUAUACAUCAUAGAGUUCUUCAUGACCACUAGACUAUACCUAACAGCUCCCACAAUGACCCAGGUGUCACUUGCAGUAUCUGACCUCUCAUGGCCUAUGUCAUCUCAGUCUUGACACGCACAUGUGCCCCAGCCUACAACACCCAUAAUGGUCAGGUGUGAUUCCUGCCAUGGAGAGGGCACAGACCACUUCACUGAGGAUUAAUAUGUGCUAUUCCCCUUUUCCAGGUCUACAGGUCUUAACAUCACUGGGCAGCACCUAAAGCCCCUGACAUGGGUGGAAUGUACUAACCAGAGGUUCAGUGCCCUCAAAUUCCUAUCUGCAUUUAUCCUAAUUCCAAAGAAGCCCUUCCAGUUCUUCAGACAGUGAGGACUACACUUCCCCUAGGCUUUGCCACUCAUGACAACAUCUUUCCCUUGGCCUACAGUUCAUAGUUCCCAUAAUGAUCAAGUAACAUUUAAAGCCCCCAACACAGCAUGCACUACUCUUUUCUGAAACUAGCAAAAGCGUGUACCUGCCUACAGUGCCCAGAGAGCUCUUCUGGCCCCUAAGACACUGGAUUUUGUUUACCAGAGGGCUCUGGACCUGUUCCACAUCCUUUUUGCAGGUGCAUUCUUCCAUGGAUGCUCUUUUUCCAGUUAUUUGCCCACAUUUCUUGGCUUAGCCUGAUGUCCUUGUCAUACUGCCAUGAUAGCACAUCUUACAUCCUACAGACCAUAUACUUAUCUGUUUUGCCUGAGGCUAGCCUCAUCUCUCAACCCUGGAAUGGCUUCAAGGCUGCUGAAUCCUAUCACACUUCUGGCCUUGCCCAGACAGGGCCAUUCCUUGAGGCUUGUCAAGAUCCUUGGUAGGGAAGCAGGGGGAACCCUGAAGUAAGGUCUCUGGAGGACAGUAGGCCCUGAAUUCCUCGCUUGUAUCUCCAUCCACUGUUGGGGAGGAAGAAUUUCCUCUGCCCUUCAAGGUCUCUCUGGCUUGUCUAAGAAUCAAAUUGACAAGAGAUAUGUUAACAGGAGAAAAUCUAAUUUGGUAUAUAUACAGUGUGCACACAGCCAUAAAAUUCCAAAGACAGGCAAAAGGAGGCAUAUAUCCUACUAAACAGAGAAAGGGGUAGGGGUCCAUGACUGCAAUAGGAAGAAAUGCAAUUUAAAGGAAAAUGAAAGGGACGCCUGGGUGGCUUAGUCGGUUGAGCGUCUGACUCUUGAUUUUGGCUCAGGUCACAAUUCCGGGGUUCUUGAUCAAGUGCUGCAUUGGGCUCUGCACUGAGAGUGGAGCCUGCUUGAGAUUCUCCUGCCCCUCUCCCCUGCUCUCUCUCUC
This is a messenger RNA of Acinonyx jubatus (cheetah), 7071 nucleotides long. Its product is annotated as zinc finger protein 324A-like. Gene Ontology annotation, biological process: regulation of DNA-templated transcription. The coding region runs from base 1015 to 1284 and encodes 89 amino acids. The record is from RefSeq and is a predicted model, not a curated record. Lineage: Eukaryota; Metazoa; Chordata; Mammalia; Carnivora; Felidae. The transcript has 4 exons.